This is a messenger RNA of Colossoma macropomum (tambaqui), 3328 nucleotides long. RefSeq names its product N-alpha-acetyltransferase 15, NatA auxiliary subunit b (gene naa15b). The coding region runs from base 258 to 2855 and encodes 865 amino acids. Gene Ontology annotation, cellular component: NatA complex; cytoplasm. NCBI's taxonomy places the organism in Eukaryota, Metazoa, Chordata, Actinopteri, Characiformes, Serrasalmidae. The transcript has 20 exons. Gene Ontology annotation, biological process: N-terminal peptidyl-methionine acetylation. Gene Ontology annotation, molecular function: protein-N-terminal amino-acid acetyltransferase activity; protein binding. The record is from RefSeq and is a predicted model, not a curated record.
GAGAGAGAGAGAGAGAGAGAGAGAGCUGUCAACUUGCAACUUGACCCGGAGGAGAAGUACAUCGGCCAUUUUGGGAUAAGAAGAAGGGGGCUUUUCUGUCACCACGUGAGGGAGGAGGGAGAGCCCGAAAAGGAGAGCAAAAAACCCGAGCAGAGUCGAGAGAGUAUUUCGAAGACCGAGGGGCCAAAGCCGGGGAGCCGCAGCUGAUACACACCCGCACUCAUCUCAUCUCACAUGUGCUGAAGAACAGGAAAACGAUGCCGACAGUCACCCUACCGCCUAAAGAAAACGCUCUCUUCAAGAGGAUUUUGAGAUGCUAUGAGCACAAGCAAUACAGAAAUGGGCUGAAAUUCUGCAAACAGAUUUUGUCCAACCCCAAGUUCGCUGAGCAUGGAGAGACGCUGGCGAUGAAGGGGCUGACACUCAACUGCCUGGGGAAGAAAGAAGAGGCCUAUGAACUUGUACGCCGAGGGCUCCGAAACGACCUCAAGAGCCAUGUCUGCUGGCACGUGUACGGUCUGCUGCAGCGGUCGGAUAAGAAGUACGAUGAGGCUAUUAAGUGUUACAGAAACGCCCUGAAAUGGGACAAAGACAACCUGCAGAUCCUCAGAGACCUCUCCCUGCUGCAGAUUCAAAUGAGGGACCUGGAGGGCUACAGGGAGACCCGGUACCAGCUCCUGCAGCUGCGACCGGCUCAGCGGGCAUCGUGGAUCGGCUAUGCCAUUGCAUACCACCUACUGGAGGACUAUGAGAUGGCAGCAAAGAUUAUCGAGGAGUUCCGGAAAACGCAACAGACGUCUCCAGAUAAGGUGGAUUAUGAGUACAGUGAGUUGCUGCUGUAUCAGAAUCAGGUGCUGAGGGAAGCAGGGCUCCUCAAAGAGGCUCUGGAGCAUCUCACCACCUACGAGAAACAAAUCUGUGACAAGCUGGCUGUUGAGGAGACCAGAGGAGAGCUCCUGCUGAGUCUGCGGCGCUUUGAGGAGUCUGCUGAUGUGUACAGAAGACUGCAGGAGAGAAACCCGGAGAACUGGUCCUAUUACCACGGCCUGGAGAAAGCACUUAAGCCUGCCACAACAGAAGAACGGCUGAAGAUCUAUGAGGAGGCCUGGGUAAAGUACCCUAAAGGCCUGGUGCCUCGCAGACUGCCUCUCAACUUUCUUUCUGGAGAGAAGUUUAGGGAGUGUCUGGAUAAGUAUUUAAGAAUGAACUUCAGCAAAGGCUGCCCUCCAGUCUUUACUACUCUUAAACCCCUCUACCAGGACAAGGACAAGGUGGCAAUAAUUGAAGAAUUAGUUGUAGGUUAUGAAACAUCUUUGAAUAGCUGCCGAAUGUUCCAUCCAAACGACGAUGGGAAGGAGGAGCCACCCACCACAUUACUAUGGGUGCAGUACUUCCUGGCACAGCACUAUGAUCAGAUUGGUCAGCAGACACUGGCUCUCGAGUACAUCAACUCUGCAAUAGAAAGCACGCCGACUCUCAUUGAACUCUUUCUAGUUAAAGCUAAGAUAUAUAAGCAUGCUGGGAACAUUCGGGAGGCAGCACGCUGGAUGGAUGAGGCCCAGGCGCUGGACACUGCUGAUCGCUUCAUUAACUCCAAAUGCGCCAAGUACCUGCUCAAAGCAGGCCUGGUCAAAGAGGCCGAGGAGAUGUGCUCCAAGUUCACGCGGGAGGGGGCUUCUGCAGUCGAGAACCUGAACGAGAUGCAGUGUAUGUGGUUUCAGACCGAGUGUGCACUGGCAUAUAAAUCCAUGAAGAAAUACGGAGAUGCACUUAAAAAAUGCCAUGAGAUCGAGAGGCACUUUGUGGAGAUAACGGACGAUCAGUUUGACUUCCACACAUACUGCAUGCGGAAGAUGACUCUUCGCUCCUAUGUAGACCUGUUAAAACUAGAGGAUGUGUUGCGCAUGCAUCCAUUCUACUACAAAGCUGCAAGCACCGCCAUCCAAAUCUACCUCAACCUGCAUGACAACCCACUCAUCGAUGACAGCAAGGAGCUACAGGCUGAUACCGGGAAUCUGUCUGACAAAGAGCUGAAGAAAUUGCGGAAUAAGCAACGGCGAGCACAGAAGAAAGCUCAACUGGAAGAAGAGAAGAAGAAUGCGGAAAAAGAGAAACAGCUGAAGAACCAGAAGAAAAAGAAAGAGGAUGAUGAUGAGGAGAUUGGGGGACCUAAAGAGGAACUCAUACCAGAAAAACUAGCUAAGGUGGAAAACCCAUUAGAUGAGGCUGUGAAGUUCCUGAAUCCUUUAAAAAACCUGGUGAAAAAUAAGAUAGAGACUCACCUCCUGGCCUUCGAGAUCUACUUCAGAAAAGAAAAGUUCUUGUUAAUGUUGCAAUCAGUGAAGAGGGCCUCUGCUAUAGACCCUGAUCACCCAUGGCUUCACCAAUGUCUAGUGCGUUUCUUCAAAAGAGUAUCAGAGGCUAAAGACUUGGCAGAACCGGUCCGCACGGUUCUGAAGCAGGAAAUCUCUCGGUUGUUAGGUGACAGCAAUGCCAAGAGCUUUAACCAAGCUUUCCUCAGCAAGCACUCUGACUCUAUCCCUCACCGAUUUGCAGCUGCCAAAAGCAUGUACUACUUAGACCCUUCAACACAGAAGAAGGCAUUGGAACUUGCAACAGCACUGGACGAGUCACUUAAUAGCAGGAGCAUUCAGAUCUGUACAGAGGUGUUGGAAAGUCUGCGUGACGGCAGCCUUGGAGACGCCAUGGAGACGGCCGAAUCGUAUAGGGCAGAGUGUCAUAAGAUCUACCCGUACACACUGGCCUUCAUGCCUCCAGGCUACGAGGAAAACAUGAAGAUUGCUGUUAACGGUGACAUCUCCACAGAAACGGAAGAGCUAGCCAAUGACAUGUGAACACCUGAAAUGGGGUGGGGCUGAGGGAGGAGGGGACGGAACAGGAGGUGGGGCAACAGCACCAUUUUUAAAACACCCGAGACGGUUGCCUUUGAUGACUCGUUUGCGUGCUGAGCUUCCUGCGUUCUCCCCCACCGGCUGAAAUCACAAUCAGGACCGAGAGACGAUGAAGGUGUCUGCGGAGAAGAGGAUACGGGGUGGGGGAGGGGAAGGGGGGAAAAGGAGAAUAAAAUGGCCAUCUUAUUUUUCUUUUUUUUAAUGUUGCUGAUGACUACUCUCUAACUGAAAUGAAUAGACAACACACCAACACCCUGUUGUGAAACGUGUCUAAAGACAGCGAGCUACAAACCGUUGGCUUAAUUAACUGUGCAGAGGAAAAGGCAAACCUUAUAGUCAACCACCAACCAAACCCACCUUACCCCCUCUGUUUUAAAACGUAAUUUAUAUGGAAAAAUAAAAACAGCAUAAAACGA